Messenger RNA from Erinaceus europaeus (western European hedgehog), 927 nucleotides. It is a transcript of the gene DPEP2NB, whose product is annotated as DPEP2 neighbor. Lineage: Eukaryota; Metazoa; Chordata; Mammalia; Eulipotyphla; Erinaceidae. The record is from RefSeq and is a predicted model, not a curated record. The coding region runs from base 421 to 795 and encodes 124 amino acids. The transcript has 3 exons.
UUAAAAAUACUUUAAAAGGGUUGGGGUAGAUAGCAUAAUGAUUAUGCAAAGAGACUCUCAUGCCUGAGUUUCCAAAAUCUCAGGUUCAAUCCCUCGCCCCACCAUAAGCCAGAGCUGAACAGAGCUCUGGUAAAAAAUAACAAUAAUAAUAAAUAAAUAAAGAGGCUUUCUGUUGCUUCCCAUCGCCAUGAGCUGUACCAGCCCGCAGGUAUGCUCCACAGGGAGUGGAGCAUACCUGACUCAGGCACCUGUGUGGAAGGCCAGAUGUAAGGGCAUAGCAGAGUGGCUUUCUGAGGGGCCUACCUCUAAAGUUCCAGAUGUGACCUCAGAGGGUAGUUAUGACCUCACAGGUUACAUCACCACAUUCUUCAUAGCAACAUCCCAACAGUUUUUCUUCAAGAAAACAUUUGAACAGAGACUAUGACUGAUAUAAUCUUGUACAUAAUAUCGGAUUUAUCUUCUGUCCCAUGGAAGGGCAGUACAGCAGCAGCCGUGCCUCCCACAUCUCGUCCGACACCUGGGUACUACCACAUCCUCUAUAAAGGGUGGAGGGAAACCCAGGUGGGCUGGCAUGGAGAGACAUACUGCUUGGCUAGAGGCUGUCGGGCUUUUGGUGAUGCUCCUCUGCCUAUACUGGCAGAGAAUCCUGUCGUCAAGUAUGCUCACAAAAGACACCUUUUGUCAUCAACGGAGGAUGACUUUGAACGAGGUUGCCCCAGACCCAAAAAGGCAAAAUUACAGCUUCAAUGCCGAAGGUUGACAAGAAGGAAGAACAUAAAACCCCGAAGGCGCUGAAUCUGACACAUCAAAAGCCUGGAGCCACAAGGACCUGUCCCUGACCCUGGGGCCAUUCUCACCACAAGCUUCUAUGGGAUAACCUAUGAAGUUUUAGUCACAGCCAGAAAAUCCUGGAAAGACUGCAAGGAG